UUUUAAUAGAUAUUAAUACAUAUAGAAAAGACUGAUUUGUGAACUUAAAGGACUGAGUUUAAACGCAUCCUAAUUCAUUAUGCAAACUUAAAUCGCGAUAGAACUGGUUAAAGUAGUUAAGUUUUAAACAAAGUGACUGUUUAUUUCAUGGAAUUCAUUUCCAAAAGUGUAGAAAAGUAGUAUGACCGUUAGAAUUCAGACACCAUCUAUUAUCACAAAUAAUGUUACAACAUUCACAAUCGAACAAAAUUGUGAAUACUCUUUCAUCAGCUUUGCCUGACGACCGGCCUGUGACAGCAAUUCAGAUUGUCAAUAGUGCUGAUAAGUGCCCCCUAGGAUUCUAUCCUAUCAUAAAGACUUACGACGCAGACCAAGACGCUGACUUGUGGAGAGAGGGAUCAUUUUUGAAAAUAAAUAAGACUGCCAGAUAUUUGUGCCUCUCAAAAACCGAAGGUAUUCCUGGAUUUGUGGUUCAGGAAGUCAGUAUAAUAAAUGAAAAAGCAGCGCCACCUGAAGGUUAUAGUUUACUCUACAAAACUGUCGAUACCGAUCAAAAAGCUUGGCGUAAAAAGCAACUUUGUUACAAACUAGCAUCAUUAAAUAGUACGUCUUCUGCUGUAACCGAUAUAAUAGUUUGUAGUCGUCUAAAAAAAGCACCGGAGGGUUUCGAUCUAGCUGGGGAAAUUAACGGAGUGACUAUUUGUUAUAAGAUGGGCAACGUUCAGGAUUACCAAAAUCCAUCGAGUCCAGCAAAUAAGAACGACAUAAACAGGAGGAACACGGACAAUUCUAAAACAUCAGAUGUUUAUCCGAAUCUCGAUGACGAUCACGAUUAUGAAAUUCUUAAGCCCGGAUAUAUUCCUCCGGUUCCUUCCAGAGCAGCUCCUCAACCACCAUUACCAGCACCUUAUCCCCCAAUUAAUUCUCAUCAAACACUAACCAAUACUAUGCAUCAAGAACUGGCGGGAGUUCCAUUUGUUUUAAAUCCUAAGUUUAUGACUUCAUACGGAAAAGAAGCGGCCCAGAUACCUUUUAUUACAGAGAAAAGUUUACAACAAUUGGAAAAACAGUACAACUAUAACUUUAGCUUGGAAAGACAGGCUGCAACUUAACGUUUAAAUUUUUUCUUUUUUGAAACGUUUAAGGCCAAAAUAAUUAUAAGUUUUGUAGUUUUAUCAAAUUUGUAUUGAUAGGUAACAUUAAUUAUACAUUUUUCCUAUA
Molecule: messenger RNA, 1221 nt
Organism: Agrilus planipennis (emerald ash borer)
Lineage: Eukaryota; Metazoa; Arthropoda; Insecta; Coleoptera; Buprestidae
Product: multivesicular body subunit 12B
Exons: 6
Coding region: 222-1112 (296 amino acids)
Biological process (GO): virus maturation; endosome to lysosome transport via multivesicular body sorting pathway; viral budding
Cellular component (GO): cytosol; ESCRT I complex
Source: RefSeq, a predicted model, not a curated record